AUGACGAAGCCAGAAGAGGCGUCGACGCUUGAGGGUCUGCCUGAGCCUGAGCCUAAGCCUGAGUCUAAAACAGAACUUCCCGUCUUGCGCCGUAUGGAGGUUACUGGGAGUGACGGGGAGAGUGGGCAGCAGGGACUCGUGACGCGUGGUGAGAUCCCGGAUAGUGAGGCUGAUGUGGAGGAGGAGGAGGAGGAUGCUGCCAGUCCUGUUGAAAGCGGCGUUGGCGGGGACGUUGGUGAUGGUGGGAAGGCUGGUGGCGCUUUGCUGGCUGAGGAUCCGCUCGUCGAUGAUCAGGAGGCUGUCCGCACUCUUCGAUCGUCGUCACCGGAACCAUCUCCGAGCCGAGCAGGCACGUUGAAGGCUGCCGUGCAAGAGAAAGAGGAGACUUUCCCGGUCAUCGACAGUCUAGCUACCCCACCCGUAUCCACGACAGCUGAGGCCCAACCUUCGCAGGAUAUGCCGUCGGGGACGCCUGGGGAUUCGCAUCUCGAGGACGCGGUGGCUGUCAUGUCUAAUAAUGGGGGUAACCUGACGCAGGAGAUUAGCUCUUCUAUUGAGACAUCUGGGGAAAAAUUCGUGGAGGAGUUAAUCGAGCAUAGGGAAUCCCAGCUGCAGAGGGUUGAGAUUCCCCCGUCUUCCGCCGAGGAGAGUGCUGACGAACUUGAGACGAGUGGGGCUAAGAAUGUAGAGCAGGGCAGAGAUGUGUUAAUGAGCAAUGAACCUGUCUCAGAGCAGGACACGAUUGAUCUUAUCCGGGUCUCGUCGGAGGGUAGCUACGAGGAUGGAACUAUUGACGAGAAGAUGGGCGCAGCUUCUAUGCCACAGGUCUCCCUUACGGCUUCGGAAGAACAGGCUCCAAAAGCUCAGCCAUCACCCGAGAGAAAAGUUAUCGUUGGAGAUGCUGAGGUGCACUCAGCCACUGUCACGAACCAGCGACCUGCCGAACAAGAGCAAAACCCGGAUAUUCCAUUGUUAGGAAACAACACGGAUGAAAUUUGCGAUAAAGAAGCGCACUCCCUUUUCUCUGGCCAACAAUCUAUAGCGUCAGGUCUGGAAGAGGUCCAAGUGCCUGAGAUUCCGUCAUCUGGGGAUACAGCAGACGAUGGUGCGGACGUCAAAAUGCUUCCACUUCCGCUCCCAGACCACCCUGCGUCGCCACGCAAGCAAAAACAAGAAAUUGGGGAUUCAGAUACCCAAUCUACAGAAAGCAGGGAGGAGCCCGUCGAUGUUGAGAUGACGACAGAAAUUGUGCCGGAACUCCCUUCUACGGGAAAGACUGUACCUCUAUUGAUCCCAGAUAGCGACGAAGAUGAGGAUGAGCAGAUCGUCGAUGACCAUUCAUCUCAGAAGAAGGUCUUGGAGGGCGUCAUAAUGCCAGCUGUCGUACAGCCUUCUAGUGAUCUGAACAAAAAGGGCGCAUCACGAGCUACAGAAGUCGUAUCUUCACUACGCAAGCCAGACGCUUCCCCCGUGAAGGCUCCAACCACGACGUCAAAUAGCCAACUCAGGACAUCGGGUGCGUCUUUCAAAGCACCAAGCACCACUGCCUCUCCAGCUUCAUCACAGACCAAGCAUGAUGACACUAAAUCCCCAUCCCCGCCUCAGAGCUCCAACGACAUCCUCCUCGCCGAGCUCAAAGCCAUGAAACUCGCCUCCAUCACGGCCCGCAACGCCUCCCUCGCAGCCGAAAUUGUGGCCAAACGCGCCAAGUUGGAAGAGGUCACUGCUGAGCUUGCGCACCCUGCUGCCGAGACGGUGAGGCGGCACAUCAAGCUACUACACGACUACAACGAUAUCAGGGAUGUGGGACAGGGGCUUGUGGGUAUGAUUGCUGAUAACCGUGGGGUGAGGAUUGGAGAGUUGUAUGAGGAGUUUGGGGUGGGUUUGAAGGAUUGA
Molecule: messenger RNA, 1896 nt
Organism: Drepanopeziza brunnea f. sp. 'multigermtubi' MB_m1
Lineage: Eukaryota; Fungi; Ascomycota; Leotiomycetes; Helotiales; Drepanopezizaceae
Biological process (GO): meiotic joint molecule formation; double-strand break repair via homologous recombination; meiotic DNA recombinase assembly involved in reciprocal meiotic recombination
Cellular component (GO): Swi5-Sfr1 complex; Swi5-Swi2 complex
Source: RefSeq, a predicted model, not a curated record